This is a messenger RNA of Rhodamnia argentea, 854 nucleotides long. RefSeq names its product 30S ribosomal protein S17-like. Gene Ontology annotation, molecular function: structural constituent of ribosome. Gene Ontology annotation, biological process: translation. The transcript is spliced from 2 exons. NCBI's taxonomy places the organism in Eukaryota, Viridiplantae, Streptophyta, Magnoliopsida, Myrtales, Myrtaceae. Gene Ontology annotation, cellular component: ribosome. The record is from RefSeq and is a predicted model, not a curated record. Bases 69 to 353 code for a protein of 94 amino acids.
AAGGAGCGGUGGCGUGUUGGAGAGAGAGAGAGAGAGAGAGGGGCUUAGGGUUUAUCGCAGAGAGAGAGAUGAAGGGGGUGGUGGGGAUGGUGGUGUCGAACAAGAUGCAGAAGUCGGUGGUGGUGGCGGUGGACCGCCUCUUCCACCACAAGGUCUACAACCGCUUCGUCAAGCGCACCUCCAAGUUCAUGGCUCACGACGAGCUCAGCCAGUGCAACAUCGGCGACCGCGUCCGCCUCGACCCCUCCCGUCCCCUCAGCAAGCGCAAGCGCUGGGUCGUCGCCGAGAUCCUCAAGCGUGCCCGCAUCUACCAGCCUCCGUCGCCGAAGACGGCUGAUCGGGAGAAAGCUUGAACAUAGAGAAGCAAAAGCUGUGAGGCUGAAUAUAGUGGCUUUCUAAGAUCAGUACUGGCUUCUGCCUGAGUGUCCGAUAAGAUGAGGAUUGCUGCAUCUGCAUUGAGAAUUGUCUGGACUAAUUUUUUGGAGAGGAGGUAUUGAAAACCAACUUCGAGGAAAAACUCAUGUAUUUGGUGAUCUUUUCGGGUGAAUUCAUGGUUCAUAGGUUGCACCCUUUCUUUGUAAACGGUCGAACAUCGUUUCCCUCACAGAACAUUGGAAGCUGUUCUUUGGCUAAUGUUUUAGGAUACAAAUUCUUGCUUUGAUCAUAUGUUAGAGAUGCUACAGGGCAGUUAUUCUGUAGAAGCUGCAAAUGCCAUAAUUGCAGGCACUCAUGGUCGUCACCAAUAAAUGAGACCAUAUGUUUGUCUGUGGCGUGGAUAUUUGGAAGCUGCACACAAGCUGCCACUUUAAGUCUGUAAUGUUCAUUGCUUAAAGUCGCGCAGCUUAUUUGUUCUU